Molecule: messenger RNA, 693 nt
Organism: Coffea arabica (coffee)
Lineage: Eukaryota; Viridiplantae; Streptophyta; Magnoliopsida; Gentianales; Rubiaceae
Molecular function (GO): nucleic acid binding; RNA-DNA hybrid ribonuclease activity
Source: RefSeq, a predicted model, not a curated record
AUGAAGAAAGGGGUACCCUUCGAGUGGGAUGAAUCGUGUAGGAAUGCUUUUACAAGCAUCAAGGCGUAUCUCAUGAAUCCCCCAGUGCUGGCUGCGCCCAUUCCAGGAAAACCAUUGAUUCUCUAUAUUUCCGCUCAAGAACGGUCGGUUGGGGCCUUACUCGCUCAAGAAAAUGAUGAAGACUUUUUAGCCGAUCAUCCCCUACCUGCUGAGUGGGAGUUGACUGAUGAACUUCCCGAUGAAGAAGUGUUUAUGGUCGAAUCGUCGUGGUCAAUGUAUUUCGAUGGAGCUGCUCACCGUGAUGGAGCUGGUGCGGGAGUUGUCUUCUAUACUCCUGAAGCAGAUAUAUUGCCAUACUCUUUCACUUUAACACGCCGGUGUUCCAACAAUGUGGCUGAAUAUCAGGCGUUGAUUCUCGAUCUUGAAACGGCUAUAGACAUGAAGCAGUUGCAUCUUAGAGUCUAUGGUGAUUCAAAAUUGGUGGUAAAUCAACUUCUUGGUGUUUAUGAUGUCAAGAAACCAGAAUUGAUCCCAUAUUAUAAGUAUGCAAGGCAACUCAUGGGAUAUUUAAGUAAUGUCACUAUAGAACAUAUCCCAAGAAAUUUCAACCAACAAGCUGAUUCUUUGGCAAGGGUGGCGUCCAUGAUCACUCUACCUUCUCAUCGAAAUCAAAUUUCAAUAUGCCAAAAUUAG